UUGAGUCAGUCUUCAGACAGACGGCAGUGAGAGAGGACCAUGCGGCGGACAGCAUCAUCAUUAUCUUCAUCAUCAUCAACCAAACCCAGCUGAGGAAUAAUGUCAGUAAACAACGGCACGGGGUCAUUAGGCCUACAGGUGACAGAGGAAUACACCUGCGUGCGUUUUUACGUGUCCACCGUGUCCUUCUCGGUGCUGCUCUUCUUCAACCUCAUCAUCAACUGGACCAUCGUGCGCGUGGAGCAGCUCCGGAGUCAUGCCCGCUUCGUGCUGGUCUUCCACCUGCUGGUGUCCGCCCUGGUUUACCUGGGCAUGAGCAGCAUCUUCUACUACCAGAUCCACCUGGACGCACGGCUGGGCCGCUCCGCCUGCCUGGCCAUGAUCACCAUCCUGAUCAGCAGCGCCUCCAACAUCCUGCUGACGCUCACGGUCAUGGCUUUGGACCGUUACUGCGCCGUGUGCCACCCGAUGCGCUACAGCUCCACCUGCACGGCGGGGCGCUGGCCCUGGCUGAUGGGUGCCGUCACCUGGCUGGUGGCUUUGGUCAUUCCCAUCAGCCUGCUCCUCCGCCCGGACUCCCAGGCCGCCGGGGUCGCUUAUAACGGAGUGUGUGACCGGGAGCAGCUGAAAAACUUCCAGCUACAGAAGGUGCUGUUCGUCGGUGUGUGCACCAUACUCAUACUGUACAGCUAUGUGAGGAUACUGGUGGAGGGGCGGCGGUUAGGGGUGCUGAACCGGCGCAACCGGGCCGGGUGCAGGACGAUCGCCCUGCACGGCACCCAGCUGGCGGUGUACAUCCUCCCUAACUUUGUGAACUACGUGCUGACGGUGUUGGUCAACAAGAUGCUCAUAACGCGGGAGACCAAAGAGCUGUCCGCCGUGGUUAUCUUCGCUUUCUUCAGCUUGGCGCAGUGCGUUGCGCCCGUUGUUUACGGUUUGCGUAAAGAGGAACUUCUGGAGCAGUUGAGUCACAGGUUCCCCUGCUGUUCCCGGUACUUGAAGAGUGUCCUCGGCUGGACUGUGCGCAACAACUGGACACACACCCAACACAUUACACGGGAGCGGACACUGACGGCACAGACGAUCAUCUCCCUACAAGUCUCGCAAGCCCCAGAGGAGGAGGAAACAAGGCCAAUCCCAGUCAGGAGUUUCUCACAUGACUCAGACUCAUGUCAAGGCGAUAUGGACAAUGCCUGAUGGGGAAAAAGCAGGUCAAUAUCAGGAUCCUGGCCGCCACAGGGACGUUUGGAUGUGGCUCAACUCAGGCCUGGAAGGAAAUAAAGGAACCGCGUGGACAUAAGAAUACGUGAAGGUUUCUUUUGACCUCUUGCCAGGAGAGCGCAUGUGGAGCUGAUCAUUGGUCAACAGCCGAAGACAAUGUGGUUUCAGAAGUGGGCAGUUCUCUUAUUCUAUAUCCUGGCUGGUUCAGGGAAACUCAAGACUUCAGGCCACCUCUCGGACCUCGAUGCUGCAAACAGCCCUCCAUCCUUUGGAUCUAAAAUGACUGGGAUGGACUUAAACAUAUCUUCUGGUGAAUGUGUUUCCAUGUAAUUGUGUGGAUAUUGAAACCAAGGAAAGGGAGGGCACACUUCCCUUUCUUGCUGAGACAGAUGAGAAGAUAUACCACUGUGGGACAGGAUGGACGCCCAGUGUCGUUUCGAGUAUCAAUAUGAGCAAUAAUAAGAUUCAUACAGGAACAAUUGAUCUCAUGUUAGAUCACAUUCUGGGCAUGUGAACACACAAUCUUGUUAAUUUAUUUCAAUACAAUAAAUGUUGUACAUUACUGCA
This is a messenger RNA of Epinephelus moara (kelp grouper), 1788 nucleotides long. RefSeq lists its product as uncharacterized. The record is from RefSeq and is a predicted model, not a curated record. The transcript has 2 exons. Bases 100 to 1197 code for a protein of 365 amino acids. Lineage: Eukaryota; Metazoa; Chordata; Actinopteri; Perciformes; Serranidae. Gene Ontology annotation, biological process: G protein-coupled receptor signaling pathway. Gene Ontology annotation, molecular function: G protein-coupled receptor activity. Gene Ontology annotation, cellular component: membrane.